CGAACAGCUCACGAUUCUUUCUCGACUUUCUUGAUAGACAAGUACUGUAACUUAGUGGCAUUUAGAUUUGGUCGUGAAAAAACGCUGCUCAUAUUCAAUACGAGCAGUUCACCCAUUUCAACGGCUGUUUACAGCGAAGUUUGAUACAAGAAACCCACACUCAACGGUACCAUUUACAGUUCACGGAUACGAUGCCUUAGGAUAUUCUAUUUGAUAAACGUAUACAGUCAUCGGGUAGCUAUGAUGGUCGUUGACAGAUGCUUUUUACGGUUGUUAUUUACAAUGACCUCAAUGAUUUGUAAAACAUCGUUUACAGUGGUUGUUGUAAAUGGCAACUACACAUAAAUGUUGUUUUCCUACUAUAAUCAGUUGCAGUACGGUCAUGUAGAAUCGAGCAUGAACAUCUCGGUACAUAUGUAAAAAGGUCGAAAGAAUUUCUUUGCAAUCAUUUUUGAAACGAUUUGAAAAUCGACUAGAACUGCAUUAUUAUAAUUCAAAUUUAAUCAGAUUUAAAAUUUCAAAUAAUCGAUAGUACUGAAUUAUUGAUUUAAAUGAAUUCAAAUUUUUUUUUUUCAUAAUUUUAAAUCUAAAUACUUUUUUGUAACAGUGCUAUUGUAAUUGAUUUUUUAUAAUUACAAAUAUCGUCCAUAAUCAGACUUAUUCACUUUCUCUUUCAUGGGAUAAAAAACUACCAAUCUUUCGUCCUACUUUCGUUGAAAGAGAAAAAUUUUUUUUUCGGCUUUCUCAUUCGCGGUUUUUAUACUUUAUACUACAUACGCUAGGCUCUGAAUUGGUUCAUUUUCAAGUUGUCAUUCGAUGCUACUAGUUUCAUCUGUAGGGAAAAGAUAUUGUUAACAAGAAGAAAAAGCUUUCUUGUUUCUUCGUGCAAAGAUAGAUGUACUUGAAGAGAACUAUAAGACAGGCAAUAUGCCUAUAUUUCACAUUAGUGUCGUUUCUUAAUUAUUUCAAGUAACAUUUUGCAUUAAUCGCUAUUCCAGCAAAACUAAAGCGCCAUCCAUAUGAUGUUCAUCUCUUCGACCAUAUUUCCAUAUUUUCUAGUAUGAAUCUCAUUACUUCUCCUAUAUUCUUUUAGCUUUUUAAUAUUGGUCAGAUAUUUCUGUUUAUGAAUCGAGAUACUUGCUGUCUAGUGACAAGCAUCCGUAAUAUAGAAAAAGCAAUAACUUUUUUUAAUUAUCAGCACAAAAAAACAAUUGCUUUUUUAAUUUCAAGUCACUUCAACUUCUGCUUACAUAUUUCAUUAAUAAUAUUCAAUUCUUCUUAUAUAUCGAAGCGCUAUCAAACUUUGAUACUUAACUAAUAGAUCAGUAACAAACUGAAUUACAACAUUUUACUUUACUUUAUAAAAGUAAAAUAAAGAUUAAGAGCUACUCCUGAGCAUAAUUCAUGGAUUCCUUCCAAUUUUGAAGGUUCCAUCUGGAAAAGUUGAUAUACGAUGAGAAAAUCUGUCCAGGUGCUAAAUAGUUUCUGCAUCGGAACUAUGCUCAUUAGAUGAGUGCUGAUGAACGUUGAAACUUCUAGAACGAUUUGACUUUCAAGACCAUCUUUCUUGUUACAUUGAGAUUUUUACUCAGUUUUUCAACAAAGUUCUGUAUUUCUCUUCAGUUCACAUUGAAAAGUGGCAUUUCAGUUUUUAUUUCAACAUGUGCACAAAUAAUUCUCUCAAUUUAGACACUUUUUUAAGGUUUCAGUUUUCCCGUUGCUUCUGUCAUGAUAUACACAUGCAGACAAUUUUAUUGUUUGAAAACCAAAUUUUGUGGAAUAUACAUAUAUUUUCGAAGAAAAUAGUGAGUGUAAGGUUUAAGUUCAAGUUUUGGCGGCUCCCCCUAACUUUAUUAAAGACUUUAGCAACGAGCUUUAAAUGUGGUUGAGUAUUAUAGGUUAUAGAAAACAGAACCUGAAGUGGGGAAGAUUUUUUGCUCACCGUCUUGCUUCGCCCCGACCUUAAUUGUUUUUUUUCACGAUCUCGUCAAGUAUCUAUGAGAUAUUUUUGUUCCUUUGGUCAUACGAUUUGUUUGACUUCAUUUUGGAAGGGUGUCGGUGCUGAUUCUCUAUUUGUUAACACACACCCUUUCGUGUUCAUGUCAAAAUGAGUAUGAAUUUGGAUAGUCUUUGUCAAAUCUGACAUUGAUAUUAAUAUCAAUUUCAUCUUUUUUUUUAUUAAUGUAAACUUUGUUUUUGUCACUUCGUCAUCCAUUAACUGUUGAAGAAACUUUUUUGUUGGAUCAAUUUCAAUACCAAGUGUUGCGUUCGAAGCCACUUUCUGAGUCAUGCAUCACAAGAACGACAGAAUUUUGCUUUUUGAAUUAUUACUGCUACCAGUAGCCGUUUCAGUUUAGAUGAAGACAUGAACGCUAGUGAUGCAUGUGAUAAAGAACAUAGCAGAUUUUUGAUAGACUGUUGUUGUCAAGUUUGACUCAACCAAAAAAUAAGUUUGGUAUCAAUGUUAAGAGAUAGAGAAUUUUCUGUCGAGUUUCACGAAACGUUCUCUGUUAAAUCAUCAUUAGGCAUUUUUUGUAAAAUCAAAGUUACUGAAUACUAGAAAAACGUCAAUGGCUCAUCAAAAAAAUGAUGAAUGUGAGGAAUCAAAUUUUAUCAAAUUAGAUUGACCUCAAAUUUUAUUUUUCUUCAAGUAAAUGAGAUGCUGAGUGCUUCAUGUUAUUCUUUCAUGCCAAAAUUCCGAUUUCACAAAGAUAUGGAAAAUGUUUAUUGAAAAAAACUGAGUGUAUAAAUAAAUUCUACAUACAAUUCUCCGUUUUAGCAUUUUAAGCAAACUUUUAAGUAGAGUCUAAUUUGGAGAAAACAGUCUAUCAAUAGUCGCUGAUUGUCUCUGCUGCAAUCUUUGUCUAUUCCUCUUUCACAAUAAACACAGAAUUCAAUAGAUACAAUUCACAUUUAAGAAAAAACUUUUAUAUUUCUACGAAGUGUUGAAUAGAUAAUCGAUUGCGCAGAGACUCUUAUCGUAAGUCUAUAUAUAGGUUAUUCAAAUACAUAGUCUAUACAUGAAUAUUUAUGUUGUGAAACUAUCACGAGGAAAGUUUGGGGAUUUAAACUUGACCCCGCCUCGUUUCGGUCACUGACAGAAAAUAUGUGAGUUUCACAUUUCAGCGCCAAAGGGGCUGCACUAACCAGCUUGUUGUCCUUAUAUUAGUUUGUCACCACAGAAGCAAUGCAAAAUUUGAGGCUUUGAGAAUGAACAAGUUUCACGGUGAACAUAGUUUAUGCGAACAUUUCUAGUCAAAGCUCAGAAGUGAAUUUAAAACGUGACCUGAAAAGAACUAUUGAGUUUUGAAGAAAAAUUCAGGUAAAGAGCUAUUUUUUUCGAGUAAUCUUACGUGUACAAGAGGUCAUCUAAGUAUUGAUAAUCGUUAUCAAAUACGAAGAUUAAUUUCAAAAAGUAUUAAAUGAUUAGCUACAGUAAUUAUCGAAACUGUUCCUGGCCCCUUUUUUUCUAUGAAACGUGUCCGUCCUCCUUCACAGACAUGACACAGAGACAGACGUAUAGAAUAUAUGUGAUUUUCGCCUUUCUCCAAUAUGAUUUAGAUGUUCUUGACGACCAAUAAAACCAUCUAAUAUUAUAAGAUUGUUUUAGUUGUGGAUUUUGAUAUUGAGUCUAUUUCAGUAGAAAAACCUUUCAGCGUAAUCCUUGCGGGAUUGGAAUUUAGAAAAGCAGUGGAUUCAUUGCACUCUUGAUCAUGUCGUCCUCAAUGAUGUAACUAUUCAAUAAAUCAAAAUAUUUUUUUGUGGGUUCGGACGGUGAAGAAACUAAUCUAUUCUGUCUGUCACGUGUUGUUGAGGCAGACAAGGGAUGGGGAAAGUCGCUUUUGUCGCUAUAUACUUGAACACUCAUUUUAAACAGUGUUGUGCAAAAUGAUGGUGCUGUUCCAACAUGAGCAGACCAAUCCUAGCAUAUUAUAAUAUCUGCUGUUAAACUAAACCCAUAUUUCUUGUCUCUAAUUAGAUUCCGCUGAUUCUUUAUGCAUAUAUAUAAAUUAACUCAUACGCUACUUUAUUUUGUUAUAUAAGGUCCCAAAUGGCUACAUGUUUAUUUAUCAUCUCCAAAACCAUUACUUGAAAAAUGCAUCUUAUUAGCUGAACAACAUUCAUUCAAAGCAAUUGUUGUUACAUGCGAUAAUCCACACCACCGAAUACGUUCAGUUCAUGGACCAGCAUUUAUUCAAGCGAUUGAGCGGAAACAAGAUACGAAAUUGACAGAACUAAUGUACACACCUAAUACUAAAUAUGAUAAACUGCAGAUUAAUCCCAGAUUAGAUGAAUAUACACCAGAUGAAAAGUUAACAUGGAAGGAAUUUCAGUGGUUAAGAGCAUUAACGAAAUUGCCCAUAAGUACGGUGCUGACGGAAUCGUGGUCAGGUAAGGCUGAAUUAAGUUUUGUUUCUAAAACUAGGAAACCAUUUCUUCACAGUAAUCAUGGCGGUCGUCACGUAGAUAGUGGACUCUCAGCUAUUGAAUGUUUGAAAGAUAUCGUAGAAUUUGUUAAUGGCCGAUGCGAAGUGUUUAUUGAUAGUGGCAUUCGAACGGGAACAGAUGUUUUGAAAUGUUUAGCAUUGGGUGCUAAGGGUGUGCUUCUUGGCCGUUCUAUUUUAUAUGGUUUGGCAUGCGGAGGCCAUGAUGGUGUGAAAGCUGUACUUAAUUUAUUGAAGCACGAAUUGAUGUAUGAUAUGGCUAGUUGUGGUCUAACAAGUAUUGAGCAAAUUAAUGAACGAGUAUUAUAUAAACAUCAUUAA
Messenger RNA from Rotaria sp. Silwood2, 4766 nucleotides. Lineage: Eukaryota; Metazoa; Rotifera; Eurotatoria; Philodinida; Philodinidae. The record is from the annotation of a GenBank genome assembly.